CGGCGGAACGCUGUGUACUGUUGGACUACUUCAAAGACGCACAUCUCCGGUUUACUCCAUUGUUCAUUUUUGAACUUUUCGUGCACACUCAACCUACAAGAUGUCUUCCGAAAAGAAGGAUAAGCUGGAGCCGCAAAUCAAGUCCGUUGAUAUGACGGAGGAUAUGCAGCAGGAAGCUGUCGAAGUCGCGAUCGAGGCAAUGGAGAAGUACCACAUUGAGAAGGACAUUGCUCAGUAUAUCAAGCGAGAGUUUGACUCGCGCAAAGGAGCUACAUGGCAUUGUGUCGUAGGGAGGAAUUUCGGAAGCUUUGUUACACACGAGACGAAACACUUCAUUUACUUCUACCUCGGACACUGCGCCAUUCUCCUCUUCAAGACCCAAUAAACACGCCUUGACAUACAUGGUUGGAAAUAAAAAGAGGACCGAGUCCUUGGGCGAUUGGGGCUUUGGCUGUCACUUGGGGCAUACUGCGAUAAAAUAGAAGCCGGCGACGUAUCGGACUUGACUCGCGACACGAUGGACUGGCCCCUGAGAUCAGGCGUCAUGGCAAUUGGUGCUUCAUAAUCUUACCUUCCCUUCAGCGGUAUUUAUUUAAAUUUUUGACUCCUACAUGAUUCAAUUUAGUUGCCAUUGUAUCUUGAUGUGAGUUAGAUUGGUCGUGCCAAGCAGAUUGUGUGCUGUUUGC
Molecule: messenger RNA, 686 nt
Organism: Aspergillus pseudotamarii
Lineage: Eukaryota; Fungi; Ascomycota; Eurotiomycetes; Eurotiales; Aspergillaceae
Product: dynein light chain DYN2
Exons: 7
Coding region: 101-385 (94 amino acids)
Biological process (GO): microtubule-based process; cilium assembly
Cellular component (GO): cytoplasmic dynein complex
Molecular function (GO): dynein intermediate chain binding; dynein light intermediate chain binding
Source: RefSeq, a predicted model, not a curated record